Molecule: messenger RNA, 3547 nt
Organism: Saccostrea cuccullata (small rock oyster)
Lineage: Eukaryota; Metazoa; Mollusca; Bivalvia; Ostreida; Ostreidae
Product: protocadherin Fat 4-like
Exons: 16
Coding region: 249-3326 (1025 amino acids)
Biological process (GO): homophilic cell-cell adhesion
Cellular component (GO): membrane; catenin complex
Molecular function (GO): calcium ion binding; cadherin binding
Source: RefSeq, a predicted model, not a curated record
AUCUGAGUUCCAAAGGAAAAAAUUAAACACUCUGUGAAGUUUUUGACAGGUGUAUUUUAAAUUGAAAAGUUUAUUUAAUUAGAAAACAAAAGAUAAUGAUCGUCUUCACUUAACCGAAACGAAGCAUGAUUUUGUCUACACUUUGUGAAAAUGACUUGAGACUAAACACUAUCACAAAAGAAGAAACUUAUAAUGGCAGAGAUAAUUCCUGAUAUAACUUAGGAAUAUUUUAAGGACAGCUGUGUUCUAUGGAUGAUACGACUGGAUGCAUUAUUCUUAUUAUAUUGUUGUCACUCAUAAGAUCAACAAUUUCAGCAACAUGCGGAACUUCUGGUACGACAGUUGGUGAAUCGGAUCCCAAUUCUUUUAAGAACUCUGUAGGAUCGGGAUCAAAUGUCGGGUAUCUGGUGGAGGACCCGGAUUACCAGGUGGGCUGUUGUGGGAUUGUCUACCAAUGGGAGUUUUACGCCAAAAGAACCGGGAACCUUGACUGUCAGAUCUGGAGGAAAACUUCCGCCAACCAGUACACACUAGUCGGCAAAAAUAGGAUAAGUCCCGGAUCCAUUCAAGAAUAUCUAUAUACAGUACCACCAGCUGAUAGCAUCAGUGUUAAACCAGGGGAUUAUAUAGGAUGGUACACCAGCGCAACAGAAAUGGUCUCAUACAACGCAUUAAGCACUUACCCGAUUCUAAACAGACGUAAGACCAGCUUGGGGGACAAGAAUACAGGAGACAUCGUGGACUGGAGCAAUGUUAACCCCGAGUCGACCGGAAGUAACCGCCAGUAUGCCAUCAGAGCCAUCGUCAAAAAAGGAAACACUCCGCAGUUUUCUUUCGGAACCUCUACUACUGUGACUGUUCCGGAAUCCACUACUUCUGGUGCAGCGGUGUACGUGUUUACAGUGACAGACGCUGACCCCCAGGACACACUGACCAUGGAGCUGGUCUCCACGGACAACUCCUUCUUUACUCUCGAUGUUACUAACAAACAAAUCGUGACAACACAAGCAGACAUUCCAGACCAGGCUGCUUACGUCAUGGAGGUCAAAGUCUACGACGAUUGCCGUCUGACACAAACAGGAACCGUUACUCUGACAGUACCUAACACGGCAUUGACGAUCGAUAAUCUGCCGAACACGGGAUCAGUGGACGAGGAGGAAACCUCCGAACGGAAGUUGCUAGAUUUGACCGUCACAGAGCUGAACGAUGGGUACACUUGUACCCUGGUCACGUCCAGUGUACCAUUCAUCGUAAAACAAGUCAACACGGCAAAUCCAACGUACGGCGUGUACUUGAUUGACUGGCCCCAGUUGAACUACAACACACGUUCUAGCUACAGUCUAAGUAUUGAGUGCGAGGACGGAUUGGCAACAGCAAGCGGGACAUACACCGUGAACGUCAACAAAAACAACAACCCUACCAUUGACAACACAAACUGGAUUGUUUCACUUAAUGCACUUACGGCUAAAACGAGUGACGUCAUAUUCACUGUGAGUACAACGGACGCUGACAGCCCACAAGUGACGUAUUCUAUCUCAUGUACGCCCACUGGAUGCCCAUUUGAUAUCCUGAACUCUGGGAAAGUAGUUUUAACUGAUCGUCUGCUUCGACACUCCAGAGCAGGCUAUAAUGUUGACGUCACAGUCUCAGACGGGCGAAAUACCGUUGGACCAAGAACUAUUGAUGUAACGAUAUCCAAUAUAAAUGAUGACCCUGUUUUAACAAACCUUCCUACAUCCAUUAAUGUGUUGGAGAACUCGGCCCUGGGAACUUCGGUUUUCCAAGCUUCUGCGACGGACACAGAUUCGUCAGAUCCGAAGGUGUUUAGAGCGUCCUUCAAUAAGGACUGGGCUGACAAGUAUUUCAGAGUAGACAGUUCAACUGGUAUAGUGUAUACCUCCAGCAGUAAUAACAUAGACUACGACAUUCUCCCUAACCCGCCCUCCUUCCUGAUGUACAUCACGGUGACAGACGGUAAAUGGUACGACACCGAGCACCUGUCAAUUCAGAUUCAGAAUGUAAACGAGGCUCCCGUGUUCUCUCAGACUCACUACUCCACCUCCAGAACAGAGGGAACGGAUGGCAGUGCCUUUCCUACUCCGAGGUAUAACGUUUUUGAUCCAGACAGUGGUAGUGGUGAUACAAAAACAUAUUCUUUGGAUUGUGGAACCGAUACUUAUCGGUUUUCAAUUGCAUCGGGCUCUGGCGCUAUCAGCUUUAAGGGGGAUUAUACUCUUGAUGAUGGCACCUCACCGGAAGAGGUUAACUGUACUGUAACGGUCACAGAUACUGCGGGACUGACCGAUACUUGUGACUUAACUCUGCACAUUCGUCAUAAUAACGAUUUUCCUCCUACAUUUCCUUAUUCCAGUUACGCUGUUACGGUUCAAUCGUAUGAAAUUGUUGGGAAAAUUGUGCAAACAAUACAAGCUGUUGAUCAAGAUCUCUCUUCACACAAUCACGGCAGAUACUCCUAUUCUCUAUCUCCUAACACCCGUUUCGAUGUACUACAAAAUGGAAGCAUAUAUAUCAAAGACCUAAGUGGCCUUUAUAAUACUGCGGCGACAAUUACACUUACACUAGCUGUAAGUGAUCUGGCGGGUCGCUCCACGUCAGUUCCGGUUGUAGUAACUAUUCCUAGAUAUUUCACCACGGAUUCUCCGUAUUCCACAGACCGUCCGUAUUCCUUCUUGGAGAAAUCCACCGAUAUGGCGUGGUUUGUUCCAUCUAUGGUCGGAGGCUUUUUCUUCAUUACUUUCAUAGGCUUCUCUUGCUAUUUAUGCACUGUGGAUUGUAAAUGCAGAAAGCCGAGGUGUGAUUGCUGUAAGAGAAAGAAAGUAUGGCGACCUAAACCUGUUCAGGUGGUAUUGCCUAAGCCGAGAGAAUUACCGGCAGAGAGACCGAAGCCAAAGGAACCUCCUCCAAAGCCCAAACCUGUGAAAGAAAAACCCGCUCCAAAACCGGAAGUACCGCCUCCAAGAGUACGCUCCCCUGUCGAGGAGAGAAUUGAUGUCACGUCCCCGAUAAUUAGAAUGUCACCACAUCCAAAACCAAACAGAGACUUCGAAUCAAAGGCCCCAGCUCCUGCUAAACAGUUCAGUCCGCCCCCACCUUACUUCUCUAGACAAGGGACGGUAACUGCAGAGGUGCACAAUUCAAAUAGAGGCUGGACUAACUCUAGUGAUGACCACAGUACAUACAGGGGGUACCAUACCCAUCACAGAGAAGGUUUAAGUGAAGAUCGUCACUUUGUGGAAAUUGAAGAAGAGAAAACACAGAAACCAAAAAAGACAUAUGAAUUUUGGACAGAUAUGACACACAAUUAAAAAAAAUCUUUGAACACUGAGUGGAAUCAGAGAAAGACUGUAUUUUUCAUCUUUCCUAAUGCUAGAUAUUAUUAAGGGUAUAAAAGCUGAAUUAGGAAAGAAGUAUUCCAGUAAAAAUAUCAUUCUAUGUUUUAAAAGGCAUUCUUUAUGAUACAAACUCCAAAUCAAAUAUAUUGUAAUACUCAAACCACUAUCACUCCUCUCUAAAUGACAUUAAAAUU